AGGUAUCAUUGGACAGGCCAUGGCUCCACGGUCGCGGCAACGAAGGCACAAGAAACUCCCCUCAUCUGUGGCUCCUGUGCCUGUGACCCCACCCACAGUUGUGACCCCUGUGCCUCUGACCCCCUCAAAACCUGGCCCUAGCAUUGAUGCACUUGGCUUCGUAUCCUUGGAGAACAAUGUUCCUGGCCUAUCCCAGCUGAUCCUUCAAAAGCUGAACAUGAAAAGCUAUGAAGAAUACAAGCUGGUGGUAGAUGGGGGUAUCCCUGUAUCAGGCUUUGGAUUUCGAUGUCCUCAAGAAAUGUUCCAGAGGAUGGAGGACACAUUCCAAUUCUGUGCUCACUGUAGAGCACUCCCUAGUGGCCUUUCAGACUCCAAGGUCCUCCGGCACUGCAAAAGGUGCAGAAAUGUCUAUUACUGUGGUCCAGAGUGCCAGAAGUCAGAUUGGCCAGCACACAGGAGGGUUUGUCAAGAGCUUCGUCUUGUGGCUGUGGACCGUCUCAUGGAAUGGCUUCUGGUCACAGGUGAUUUUGUCCUACCCUCAGGACCUUGGCCAUGGCCAGGUGAAGUCGUACAAGACUGGGACACCUGGUUUUCUAUGAAAGGGUCACAGCUAGAUGCUACACUGGAUGCUGUGCUAGGUAGUCAUGCCAUGACCACCCUAUGGGCCAGUGUAGGACGGCCAAGGCCAGACCCAGAUACCCUGCAGGGAUCUUUGAAGCGGCUACUGACAGAUGCCCUAUCAAGGCCCUUGACAGUGGGCCUAGGGCUUAGGGCCUUCGGGAUAGAUGUUAGGAAGACUGGGGGAAGCGCAGUACAUGUGAUCGGUGCUUCCCAUGUGGAGACAUUUCUUGCUCGCCCUGGGGACUAUGAUGAGCUUGGCUACAUGUUUCCUGGACACCUUGGACUCCGUGUGAUCAUGGUGGGUGUAGACGUGGCUACUGGCUUUUCACAGAGCACCUCAACUUCACCCCUGGAACCUGGCACAGUUCAGCUUAGUGGCCACAGGGACCUCUAUCAUGACUUCUGGGAGCAGCAGGUAGAGACUGGGCAGAUAGCCCGUCCAGAUUUGGCAGUGGCAUUCCAUCCAGGUUUCCAUUCCUCCCCAGACUUGAUGGAAGCUUGGCUGCCCACCUUGCUGCUACUUCGUGACUACAAGAUCCCUACAUUGAUUACUCUUUACAGCCAUCAGGAAUUGGCAUCCUCUUUGCAGAUUCUGGUGGAACUGGACACACACAUCACUGCCUAUGGGGCUAAUCCUUUCAUGUCCCUCAAACCUGAACAGGUCUAUUCCAACCCCAACAAGCAGCCAGUAUACUGCAGUGCCUACUAUAUCAUGUUUCUUGGAAGGUCCUGCCAGCUGGAUAAGAGGCGAUUGGAAGAGAAAGUAGAUGGUGGGGUUUAAAUAGAUCCUGACUGAAUAUCUGGAAAAUGAAGUGGUUGUGAUGAAAUUACCCCAUUAAUGCCAGGUUGUUGCCAGCUUUGAAACCCACUAUAUUCUAAACCUCAUUCACUAUCUGGGUAAAGAUUCUCAGCUGAGUCAGAGUUCCUGUAUUAUGUGACUCAUUUCUAAGAGUUUAGCCACAGUAGUUUCUAGAGAUAGGAUUCUAGAGUUAGUGGUUGGCAAGAGGCCCUGAUGUUGAUCUUUCCAGAGUAUAGAGUUCCUAACAGUUUCCUUUGUGAGGAAGUUAUGCCUUUUGACUGGAACCACAUAGCGCUGAG
Molecule: messenger RNA, 1719 nt
Organism: Propithecus coquereli (Coquerel's sifaka)
Lineage: Eukaryota; Metazoa; Chordata; Mammalia; Primates; Indriidae
Product: putative protein MSS51 homolog, mitochondrial
Exons: 6
Coding region: 20-1402 (460 amino acids)
Source: RefSeq, a predicted model, not a curated record